Daktulosphaira vitifoliae (grape phylloxera) is the source of this 1485-nucleotide messenger RNA. RefSeq lists its product as uncharacterized. The record is from RefSeq and is a predicted model, not a curated record. Gene Ontology annotation, cellular component: nucleus. Gene Ontology annotation, molecular function: deSUMOylase activity. Lineage: Eukaryota; Metazoa; Arthropoda; Insecta; Hemiptera; Phylloxeridae. Gene Ontology annotation, biological process: protein desumoylation. Bases 318 to 1283 code for a protein of 321 amino acids. The transcript has 5 exons.
AAAGUAGAUAAAAAUGUGUGUUCAUGUGUAAAUUUACUUUAAACUACAACUAAUACGUUUUGCUUUAAUUUUUCGAUUAAUUUACAUUUUCUUAACACUAAGUUUUUUUAAUCAUUCUACUACUUUCGUUAUUUUUUUCUAUAUAGUUAUUAAAGUUAAAAUAAGAUGAAGGCGCUCAUUUUAUCAAUUACAUUUAUGGUUUUCACUCCAUUAUUUAUAUAUGACAUGUUAUUUAUCCUCCUAGGACGAGAAAAGUUUUGAAUUAAAUUUAUAAUAAAUAUACUAACGACAUUUGACUCAUGAACACCCAUUAACGCAUGGAUUCUAUCAAAAAUAUCAUAGGACAAAGCACGCCUGAAAUAAUGACGAAUAGUGAAAGUAAUGAAUUACCUAGACUUCAUUUGAACCCUUUAACAUGUUCAGAUGACGAAAAAGAUUUAUUGCCUGGUCAGUGGAUAAAUUCAUACAUCAUAGAUGAUGUAAUUGAUUAUUUUAUCAUAAAUAAUAAAAAAGAAAAUUCUGUUGUGCAUAUUCCAUCUAGUGUAUAUCAAUAUUAUUGUGCUGAUGAAGACUAUACUAAUAUUUUUCAGCUUAUUUUAGAUUCAAAUGUAACAGAAAAAGAUUUUAUAUUAAUAACUAUUAAUACUGCCCCAUUAGAAGGUAUUCAUUGGGUGUUAGGUAUCAUUCACUUAAAAUACAAAAAAAUAAUUAUUUUAGACUCAUUAUAUGGUAAGACACUUAAUAUAGAUGAUCAUUUUAAUAAUCUAAUUGUUUUAACAACUAUAUGUUACGAUUCGACAAAUUUCUACCAUAAAAAAAAUUUGAAAAUUAAUAUAGAUGAAUGGGAAAUGGUAUAUGCUUGUGAUGCAAUGCAACAAGAUAAUAUGUAUGAUUGUGGUUUGUUUAUUUGUAUACAUGCAUAUAGUUUUAUAACAGAUACAAAUUUCUUUAAUCCACCGUCAUCACUAGCUGGCAGAGAAUGGAUUUUUUACAAUUUCAUAGAAUUUUCAAAAUUUAAAGAAACUCAAAAGGAUCAUCCAUAUUUCAAUCGAAAUAUUGAGUAUAUUUUAACUCCCAAAGACAUAGACACAAUAUUGAUUGAUCAAUUACAAUUAAGAGAUGAACGGAUAAUAAAAUAUGUUAUUAGCGAAACACCUAUACAACCAUUAACAAUAAAAGUAAUAGAGAACGAAUCGUACUACAGAGCUAAAAGCUUAUUAAAAAAGAUUAAACAUUUAAUUGAUGUCUUAAUACUGUUAUUUUUUAAACGUUAUAUACAAUGAGUUAAUUUAAAAAGUGAAUUAUUAAAGUCUUAAUUUAUAGUGAAACAAGUUGUAUAAAUAUUGAAAACUAACAAAGAUUAAAAAUUGAUGGCUUAGCCCAGUCCUUCUUUUUCUUCUUCUCUUCUGUUCAAACUACUUAGGAUCGGCCACUCAUAUCCUAAACCUCCAUUUGACACAAUCUCCCACAUCAUCUAUACACACA